AGACCAUCUUCUUCAAAGUAGAAAAAAAAAGGGAAAAAAAAAGAGGGAGAGAGAGAGGGAUUGAAGGUAUUGGUGUUGAGGAUUUGGUAGGUUGUGGUGAAGAUUUGGAUGAACUGGAGAGGACCCCACUGCCUCUCCAUCUCCAUCUUCACCACACUCUCAAUCCUAUUCUCCUUCUCCAAGAUCUCCAUCUCUCCCUUUCCUUUCAUUAAUCCCAUCUUCUCCCAUUUUUCCCCAAUUUUUUGUCCUUGUUUUGAUUUGGUUUGUGACAAGCUGUAAAAAAGUUUCAAUCUUUUCUUCUCUGAUUGAAGAAAGUUAUAAUUUUGAUUCUUGUUCUGGUUGAAAGUUGCGAGCUUUUUAUACUUUUGGUGGGUGUUUCUCUUUGUUGGCUUAAUGCACAACUUGCGAUGUUCUUCCUGCUCUUAUCUUCUCUUCCUUUCAUCUUCCUCCUUUCCAAGUCCCUCCCUUUGAAGCAGACACACUGGCUUGAUCUUGUCCCAAGUCUGAAUCUUUCCAUCAAGAUGUCAAGCAAGAGGAGGAGUCAAAGUGAAGGGGAGAAUGAGGGAGAGAAUGAUAUGUUUCCUUCUGUUCUGGAUUUGCCAGAGCUGGCUCUGGACAUGGUCCUUGGCAAGCUUUCUCCUGCUGGGCUUUCAAGCAUGUCCUGUGUUUGCAAAUCUUUGAGGGAGACUUGCAGGAGUGAUCAUAUGUGGGAGAAGCACAUGAAAGCAAAAUGGGGGAGAUUAAUUGGCAAGGCUGCUCAAAGACAGUGGGACUUGUGUAUGGCCUUGAGGAAUCAAUCUUUGUGCAAGGCUAAAGGCAAAGGUUUCUUUGCCCGUCUCUCUUGUGUUUUGCCUCUUCAUUGGAUUAAGUCUAGGAUUGAUGGUGGUGCCAAAUCAAAAGGUGUUUUCUUCCCUGAUGUUUCCAUUAUGUCCUGGUAUCUCUCUCUUGAAAAUGGCAAGUUCUGGUUCCCUGCUCAGGUUUACAACAGAGAGCAUGGGCAUGUUGGAUUCAUGUUGUCUUGCUAUGAUGCUGAAGUCAGUUAUGAUUGUCAUACUGAUACCUUUCGCGCAAGGUACCCUCCACAUGGCCGGAGAACGGUUGUGAUUGAAGAGGGAGUGCAAUGGGAGAGACUGAGAGCAUCACCUGUUGAAACUUCUGCACAUGAGCUUCAUAUUUCUGAUUGUUUGCAUGAAUUACUGCCCGGUGAUCAUAUUGAGAUUCAGUGGAGAAGGAACAAAGAAUUCCCAUAUGGAUGGUGGUAUGGAGUUGUUGGUCACUUGGAGUCUUGCGACGGUAGUGAGUACCAUUGCCGAUGUCAUAACAGUGAUACUAUCAUGUUAGAGUUUAAUCAAUACACACCUGGUUCAAGAUGGAGACGAGCAGCUGUAAAUCGGAAAAAUCAUCGUGAAGAAGGGAAUGAGACUGACGGAUUUUACGGAGGGAUUCGAAAACUCAAAAGCAAGGAUGAAAUCAAUAUGUGGAAGCAGCUGUGGCCAACUGAUAACCUGGAAUAAGUGUUGAUCAGUGAAUCCUUGUCGUCUUGAAUCUAUUUGUUGUAAAUUCACUAUUCUCUUGCUAAAUCGAUUCUGCAUGAGAUAACAAGAUAAAAAGGAAAAAAAAGGAACAAUUUUUAUUCGAGUCCGCAUGGAUACCAUGCUCUUUUUGUCUUCCGGUCAUGAGGUUCCAGGUUUUAUGCAGAUUCUCGCGGCUGUAGUUUUAGAAUGAAAACAUUUCUAUGUAAAUUACUUCUUGUAGGUACAAUGCUUGAUGUGUUAAUCUAGUAUUCUCAUCGGCGAAUUAUAA
Messenger RNA from Dioscorea cayenensis subsp. rotundata (Guinea yam), 1803 nucleotides. RefSeq names its product F-box protein At2g32560-like. Bases 408 to 1514 code for a protein of 368 amino acids. The transcript has 5 exons. Gene Ontology annotation, molecular function: protein binding. NCBI's taxonomy places the organism in Eukaryota, Viridiplantae, Streptophyta, Magnoliopsida, Dioscoreales, Dioscoreaceae. The record is from RefSeq and is a predicted model, not a curated record.